Salarias fasciatus (jewelled blenny) is the source of this 650-nucleotide messenger RNA. It is a transcript of the gene cplx3b, whose product is annotated as complexin 3b. NCBI's taxonomy places the organism in Eukaryota, Metazoa, Chordata, Actinopteri, Blenniiformes, Blenniidae. Gene Ontology annotation, biological process: regulation of neurotransmitter secretion; synaptic vesicle exocytosis; neurotransmitter transport. Gene Ontology annotation, cellular component: SNARE complex; terminal bouton. The record is from RefSeq and is a predicted model, not a curated record. Bases 122 to 592 code for a protein of 156 amino acids. Gene Ontology annotation, molecular function: syntaxin binding. The transcript has 3 exons.
CCAUCCAUUCAUCCAUCCAUCCAUCCAUCCAUUCAUCCGUCCAUUCAGCCUCACCGCUCUAUCCGGGAGCGCGACGUGCCUUCAACUUCUUCACAAACCGAGGACUCUCCAAAGCGCAGCCAUGGCUUUCAUGGUGAAACACAUGGUGGGAGGACAGCUGAAGAACCUGACAGGAGGACUGACGGAGGAGAAAUCCGAAGGGGAGAAAUCAGAAGCCGCCGCGCAGGGGAUGACUCAAGAGGAAUUUGAACAGUAUCAGCAACAGUUAGAAGAGGAAAAACAAGAACGAGAAGCUAGUUUUGCCCAGAAGAAAGCUGAGAGAGCCACAGUUCGGAGUCAUUUCCGGGAUAAGUACAGGCUACCAAAGAAUGAGCUGGAUGAGACUCAGAUCCAGCAGGCGGGGGAUGAUGUGGUGUUGCCCACGGAGCUGGCCAAGAUGAUCGCCGAGGACAACCAGGAGGAGACGCACAAGCAGUCGGUGCUGGGCCAGUUGUCCAACAUCCAGAACGUGGACAUGGACCAGCUGAAAGACAAAGCCCAGGCCACGCUGGAAGACCUCAAAAAGCAGACUGAGAACUGCAGUCUCAUGUGAUCUGGUACAAUUUAAGCCCCACGAGAUUACAGGUUGUUGUUGGCUGUUUUUUUUUUUU